This is a messenger RNA of Xylaria bambusicola, 2241 nucleotides long. RefSeq lists its product as uncharacterized. The coding region runs from base 225 to 1733 and encodes 502 amino acids. NCBI's taxonomy places the organism in Eukaryota, Fungi, Ascomycota, Sordariomycetes, Xylariales, Xylariaceae. Gene Ontology annotation, molecular function: oxidoreductase activity; FAD binding. The record is from RefSeq and is a predicted model, not a curated record. The transcript has 4 exons.
UGCCCCUUUUCAACACAUGUUAUUUGUCGGACCAUGCGUCCACGUGGUAUGUAUGCUGUAAAACUAUGCGAUAUAAGAUAUUCCCGCCCGACGUAGGAUGGGAUUGAAUGGGCAGUGAGAUGUAACUACAACGCUCUGGUUGCAACCUUUGUGGCAUUCUCCAGAAUCUCUAUCACACAGUACCUAAAGAUCUACGGGUUCUAAGUCGGUCUUUUAUUUCAAUCAUGUUGUUUUCUUCGGGCGCUUUUGGCGCUAUCUCCUUCCUCAGACUAAUGUCUGUUGUUCCUGUAAUUGGUUCAAGUUGUCCGACAGCCACGGCCGAACCCGCCCCCGCCUUCAGUAACCUCCGCCCUCUAUUAUCCUCUGGAGCCGAUCUCGUCCUCAAGGGCGAUCCCGAGUUUGACACUCUGACUAGCAGAUGGAGGGAGUGGCACUCGCCCAGCAUCAAUGCCGUGGUACAAGUUGCCACUGAGAAGGAUGUACAGGAAACAGUACGAUUUGCGAAACGUAACAACGUCCCGUUCGUCGGAAGAGCCGGUGGCCACGGCGCAACCGAGGCUCUAGCAAACGCGAAAAACGCCAUUCAGGUCGACUUUCGCAAGUUAAAUCAAGUGACGCUGAACGCAAAUGGUGAGACUGCCACAAUAGGCGGUGGUGCAACCGUGAAACAGAUCAUAGACGGACUUGCAGCGGGAGGAAAGCGAGCCGUGACUGGCAUCUGUGAAUGUGUCGGCAUAACCGCACCUAUCAUGGGAGGUGGCCACGGGUGGCUCCAGGGUCAGUACGGUCUUGCCGCAGACCAAGUCGUAUCGGCCCGGUUGGUGCUUACCAAUGGAGAUAUUGUCACCGUGUCCAACGAGUCAAACAAAGAUCUUUUCUGGGCCAUUAGAGGUGCAGGGCACAAUUUUGGGUUAGUAACGGAGUGGGAGUACCGCGUUCACAAUACGAAAGAGAACCAAUGGUCUUAUGAGAUUUUCAUCUACUCCCAAGAUAAGCUUGAGAGCCUUUAUGAACUGGCCAAUUCUAUGAUAAAGGAUCAACCAGCAGAGGCAAUCCACUGGGGAUACAUCGUCAAGGUUGAUGAGAUCGAUGCCAAUCAUCCCAUCUUGUGGUUCGGUGUUAUCUAUGAUGGUCCAACCGAAACGGCACGCGAAUAUGCUAAGCCAUUCCAUGGUCUCGAGCCUCUUAUGGUCCAAGCUGGUGAGGGAACCUUGCACGAUCUCGCCGUCAUUACGUUUCAGGACAAAAACGGUGCUGGCUGUGCCUAUGGGCUGACAUCUCUCCGCUACCCUAUCGGAUUGAAAUCAUUCGAUGUACCCGCUAUGCGCAAGGUGUAUGACCACAUAGAUGAGACAUUCCGCAACACCCCCGAAGUUGCUGGAUCGUUCUUCUUACUCGAGGGUUACUCAACUCAAGCUGUAGAAGCCGUUGAUGCAGGCUCCACGGCCUACCCACAUAGGGAUGACAAGAUCCUGGUGACUUCAUACGUACAGUACCAACCCAACUCAACUAUCGACCCCAUCGCAGAAAAGUUUGGGCAGACACUACGCAACAUUUUGCUCGAAGCAAGUGAUGAUCCAGUGCACCUUCGCGCUUACGUCAACUAUGCCAACGGCGACGAGCCACUUGAGGCCGUUUACGGCUGGGAGAAGUGGAGAUUAGAGAAGCUGAGGCAGCUCAAAAAGCAGUGGGAUCCCAAUAACAAGAUGAAGUAUUAUGUGCCCUUCGUGUAAUCGGAGCCAGCGAACAGUGCGGUGGCGCCCAGAAAGGCGUAAGACUGAAAGUUAUUCCUCACCUCGUAUAUUCGACAUUUUCGGUUAUACGUAAACAUCAAUGGGAGAAAUAAUUCGUUAGUUAAUUGAUUCCAACUUUAGUCUAUUAUAUCCAUGAAGAGAAUAUAGCCUAGGUCAGCUCUCGGAUCCUAAUUUACAGACUGAGGACGACGAAACCAUAGGGCAUGAAGGGUCUACAGUUGCAAAUAUUUGCGCGCUUCUGCAAGCAGGCUUUCUCUUAAUGACACAUUGCCAUAGGGGGUUUGUUACCCAGCAUAGCCUUCGCAGCAGACCUUUAUCCUAACCCUUUACGACUUCAUAGCCGGAUCCAACUUGAUAUCCCUCUAUAAGCAUUCUGCUACUCAAUUUAUUGAAUAUAUAAACUAGUUAAUCAUUUAAAUAAUACCCACGACAGCUAGUCCUACUUAAAAAUUCGUAUAUUAAUAAAAUCUAACCCUGAGCACUUACA